CGUCCCGUAACAAGAUCCAAAUUCUAUCAACAGAUUGAUGUCAGCGCAUCCAAGAAACGAGGACUAAAAAAAAAAUAGCAUUGUAAGGCGAAAUCUGUGGGCAAGUUUGUCAAAAAUAGUUUUGGCUAUCAUAAAUCCAAAAAUGAACUUUUUUCUAAAAACCGCAUAUAAACUGACCAAGCCAGGCGCAAAGUCCAUAUGUGGGUCCCUAGAUCAUAUUGUAAAGAACUAUCCAACGGCAAGGUAAGUCUCAUCGAUCCCAUAUUACAUGCGUCCUUCCUCCAUUUACUCUUUUUUUCUAGCAAGCUUUCAAAGGACCUUGAAUUGGUUCAGGAAGUGCUGUUUCCUGGACCAUUAACCGCUCCAAGUGUUUACAAACCGAAAAAACAAACGAUAUCAAAGUCUAUCACUCAAGAAGAAAUGCAGGAAGCGAAUAUGAUUAUAGAAAAACUUCUGUCUCGAUAAAAAGCGCAUCUUAUUGUCAACGGACUUAGAAAAGACGCCAGAGCAUCCAAGACAACCGCUGAGCUUCACAGUAGAAUGCUGCAAAAACGGCAUCAAAAAUUUUUUUUUGCAAAAUGUGUCAAAAAACAAUCCUGACAAAGAUUUAAGCCAAAUUGUACCCCAAAUAAAUCGCGCAACCUUUUUUGAAUUCGGUCAUGCUCGCAGGGUUAAAAUUUAUUCUCUAAAAUUGCUAAAAAGGAUACACGCUGGAAUAUGGAGGGCACACAUUAUCAAAUCCAUGGCUCAUCGGGCGAAAAACGUCGCGUUUCAGAUCUGAAGUGGAUCCAAGACAAUUUCGAAAAUCUAUAUCAACGUUACGUGAUCAACAAGACAGACUCGGCUACGUCGAAUCCUCCUAUCCUACGUUUCUCGCCCCCUUGUUCCAAGCCUAUGCUAGAUGCUUUCAAGCACUGCUUCCUGCUUGGAUGUCGCGCACCCACAUCAUCAGGUGGUCGCGCGCUCGCAUCUGUCACUGCGAUUCAUCAUCCGGCAGACGCAGACAAAGGUCACCAAAGCUGUCAAACUUCAAGCGACCAUCAUCUUUUUGACAAUACUGAAAAUGUAGAACUGUUGAAAAACGAACGAGCACCUCCACCGGACGACCUGAGCAUUCCUCUGCAGCGACCAUCGCCUUACGUUUCUCCUCGGUACGAGCCAGCUCCAAUGUGUUCGCCGGUCAGCCAGCCCCUCACGCCCAUCUCCUUCGACCAUCUACCCAAUACACACAACAAGAAUCAAUAUACGAACGCAGACCGGUGCUCUUCCGUAGACUCACGGACCCAGACACCAAUGUUCGCAGAAACGAAGCCAACCUCAGCUCCUCCUCCUGCAAACAGAUCAAAUCCUCACGACGCCGGCUCUGACCGCUCCUACCAGCCAGACCCGUCCUUGGACGAGAUGUCGAUUCACGCCCAAAAAAGUACCUUUUCGGAUCCGAGCGAAGCGUCAAUUCUGUCAAUUCCGUCGGCUCCACUGACUCGUCGGCGAAAGGACGCCCUUUCGAAGCCGUACCCCACAGACGUCAUCAGACGUCGCCUGAUGUCGCUAGAGGAGCUGGACUCGCCAGCGGCAGUGCCCACAACUUUUUUUUGUAUAGUAAAAAAGCACCCGCGUCAGGAGCUCCGUGACACGGAGCUUGGCGCAAGUCGCGAGCGAACGGACGGACGCAUCACCGGAACGAGCUGGUCCCGGCUGGAGGAGCGACUCAAUGCCGGGAACAGACCGAAAGAGGUGCCUAGAGCGCCUGCAGUUAUGUUGUCCGUUGACCAAGUCAAAAAGCUGAUCUUUCCGACCAUCCAAACGCUGAUUGAGUCUAGGAUCAUCUACCACCAUGAUAUUUUGUACGACGAAGAAGGGUUCCUGGAAGACGUCACCGUAUCUCCAAACAUGGAGCUGAUCGGAGUGAAAAAGACGUUUCUGUCCAUCGACGAUCUGAUCUUGAACACGACAAGAAACACCAUGCAAUUUCGAGAGGCGCACGUCUCAAACGGUUCUAUGGGCAUCGUGAACCUCAGCAAGAAGGCAAGUAACGGCCCCGUCCUGACGUUCCACCCACAGCGGAGGCCCCUGUGGACGACUCUGCAAGCAUACUACCAUUUGAAAUUGAGUCCUGUCUUCCUGAGGAGGUGUAUCGCGGCGGCCGCGUUCGCAAAUUCAAAAAAAAAAGCGCAAGGCAGCUCUUCUGACUCGAAAGACGCACCGACUUCCCCCACACAGACGGCCUCUCAGGCGGUGGAUGCGCGACAGCGCAUGGGAGACUGGGCGCCGACACCGUCGGGCCAGGAGGAGCCGUCCAGGAAAAAGAAAAGGGUCAACAAGUACAUGUCGAGUCUGAAAGUCCUCCCGAUGGUGGGACCGAGGUCGAAACAAAGAAGCAAAGGCUGACGCGAGGGAAGAGGGGAAAAAAAAUCGCGGAGGCAAACGCGCGGUCGGAGUCGAAGAGAAAAUAUGACAAAACGAUAAAGCGCAAACCUGUCAAAUUUGUGUAAAA
Messenger RNA from Schistocerca gregaria, 2494 nucleotides. RefSeq lists its product as uncharacterized. Bases 718 to 2388 code for a protein of 556 amino acids. NCBI's taxonomy places the organism in Eukaryota, Metazoa, Arthropoda, Insecta, Orthoptera, Acrididae. The record is from RefSeq and is a predicted model, not a curated record. The transcript is spliced from 2 exons.